This is a messenger RNA of Debaryomyces tyrocola, 3024 nucleotides long. NCBI's taxonomy places the organism in Eukaryota, Fungi, Ascomycota, Pichiomycetes, Serinales, Debaryomycetaceae. The record is from the annotation of a GenBank genome assembly.
AUGUCGUUGAGGGCUGUUAGAAGACCUGUAAGGGCAAUAUUUAACCCUAGCAUAAAUGUAUUGAAGACGCCUUCAAUAAGAGGCUUACAUAUAACGAAGCGUUUACUUCAAGAUCAAAAGACCGAAAAAGAUGGAAAGGACGAGAAAAUAAAUACUGAAAUAAGAAAAUUAAAAGAGCUUAAGGAAACAUACCGUAAUGCAGGUUUUUUCGAAAAGUUGAAAUUACAUAGUCAGUUGUUGAAGCAAGAAGCCAAGGUUACUGAAGCUCAAGAAUCGAAGUUGAAUGCGAACAUUCCGGCCCCAGUGAUGAAGUUUGAUGAAGAUCCUAUGUCAGUGGAGAAUUUGACUCGGUACCAAGUCAUUUAUUCUUUCAUGUUAACGACAUUUGUACGUGAAUGUGAGGCUUAUACCAGACCACAAUCUGUAAAUUUUAAUCCAGAUGCAUUAAUUGACGAUAUAAUUGAUAGCUUCAAAGAAUUCCAUCCAGAGUAUGCACCAGUUACAAAGAAUGAUGUGUUGUUUUACUUCCAUGUGUAUCACUUUUUACUGAACAAUAUCAUCUUCAUGGAUGAGUUAAAAUUCGAGCAUCCUAUCGUUGAAAAAUUAUUGAAUUCUUAUGUUAACAUGAAUCCAGAGGACAAUGCAACCGAAAAGGCGAAAAAGUUAGCCGAUGAAAUAGAUGUAAAUGAAGAUGUAGUUAUUGGCUGGUUUAAUAUAUUUUCAAUUUUAUCAUCAACACCAUUUGCGAAGCCAGGCCAGAAAUAUACUUGUUCAUUAUGUCCUACAGAGUAUGCUCGUUUUCAGGUGUUCAAUUCUCAAGUUGAUGCUAUUCAAGAUAAGUUUUCAAAGAUUUAUAAUGAUGCGUUUAAAAAAUCGAAUAGUGCCAAUACUAAACAAAAUUCCAAUGCGAAUCCAGGAUUGAACAACUUUAUAUUUCAGAAUAAUGAUUCCAAAAAGAAGUCUCAGGAUAAUAAAAAGAAUGAUAAAAAUAAAAAUAAUAAAGCCCCACGCGUUGCGUGGGGCUUUAUUAUAAAUACUUUUAAAAAUAAAAAUAAUAAAGACAAAAAACCCAUGGAGUUUGAAAUCAAUCUCAAUGGAUCUCCAAUGAAGUAUUUUCAGCUUGGACUUUUGGGUGGUCUUUUAAUGUACGUUUUGUAUAAUUUGUCCCAAGACAGUGAUAAUGAAAUCUCAUUCCAAAAGUUUGCAGCUGACUUUUUGAGUAAGAAUCUUGUUUCGAGAUUAGUCGUUGUCAAUAAUAAAACUGUUAUUGUGGAAUUGAAUGAUAACGGUAAAGCACAAUAUGGAAACCAUCAAGGUCGCUUAUAUUUCAAUGUUGGAUCUAUCGAAUCAUUCGAACGUAGUUUACGUCAUGUUCAAGAGGAGUAUAAAAUUGCCGAACAGGUUAGAGUUCCAGUAGUAUAUGUAAAUGAAGGUAACACCACAAAGAUGUUGAUUAACUUUUUACCAACAAUAUUAUUCUUGGGUGCUAUUUACUAUAUGACUAAAAAGGCUAGUAUGGGUGGAAUGGGUGGUCCAUUGGGAUUUGGUAAAUCUACUGCAAAGAAAUUCAAUCAGGAAACAGACAUAAAAAUUAGAUUUAAGGAUGUUGCAGGAAUGUCUGAAGCGAAAGAAGAAGUCAUGGAAUUUGUUAAGUUCUUGCAAAAUCCUGAGAAAUAUGAAAAGUUAGGAGCUAAAAUUCCAAGAGGUGCCAUUUUAUCGGGUCCACCUGGUACUGGUAAGACGCUUAUCGCUAAAGCCACUGCAGGUGAAGCCGAUGUUCCAUUUUACUCUGUUUCAGGAUCUGAGUUCGUAGAAAUGUUUGUUGGUGUUGGUGCAUCUCGUGUUCGUGACUUGUUUAAGACUGCGCGUGAAAAUGCACCAUCAAUAGUAUUCGUUGAUGAAAUUGAUGCUAUUGGUAAACAACGUUCAAAGGGAAAUGCUAGUGGUGCCAACGAUGAACGUGAAACUACUUUAAACCAAUUAUUGGUUGAAAUGGAUGGGUUUGAAAGCUCAGAUCAUGUUGUUGUUUUGGCAGGUACGAACAGAGCAGAUAUUUUAGAUAAAGCUUUGAUGAGACCAGGUAGAUUCGACAGACACAUUGCUAUUGAUAAUCCUGAAUUGUUAGGACGUAAAGAAAUCUUCCAAGUUCAUUUGAAGAAAAUUACGUUAGCUAAGAAUAUCGAUCAUGAUUUACCGGGUCGUUUGGCUGCAUUAACGCCAGGGUUUUCUGGUGCAGAUAUUGCCAACGUUUGUAAUGAAGCCGCUUUAAUUGGUGCCAGAUUUAAUGCUGAAGCCGUUACCUCAAGACAUUUCGAAUUGGCAAUUGAAAGGGUUAUAGGUGGAAUUGAGAAGAAAUCCAAAAUUUUGAACGCUGAAGAGCAAAAGGUUGUUGCCUACCAUGAAGCAGGACAUGCUGUAUGUGGUUGGUUUUUGAGACAUGCUCAUCCGUUAUUGAAAGUUUCUAUCAUUCCUAGGGGCCAAGGUGCUUUAGGUUACGCACAGUACUUACCACCAGAUCAAUAUUUGAUGUCUGCUUUACAAUUAGAGGAUAGAAUGAUUAUGACUUUAGGUGGUAGAGUUUCAGAAGAAUUACAUUUUGAUUCAGUAACAAGUGGUGCCCACGAUGACUUCAAAAAAGUCACCAACAUUGCCCAAUCCAUGGUUUUAAGAUUCGGUAUGUCUAAGAGAGUUGGUAUGGUCAACUACGCGGACACUCAAUCUCAAGAUAACUUAACCAAGCCAUUCAGCGACGAAACCAACUCCAUCAUAGAUGAAGAGAUUCAAAGAAUCGUUAGAGAAUGUUACCAAAAAUGUGCUGAUUUAUUGAAAGAGAAAUCUCAUGAAGUUGAACUAGUUGCUCAAGAGUUAUUGAGAAAGGAGUAUAUUACUAGAGAAGACAUGAUUAGAUUAUUAGGUAAGAGGCCUUUCCCAGAAACCAAUGAUGCCUUUGAUAAAUAUCUUGACGGUAAGGAUAUUUUCAAAGACGAGAAGCCUGCAGAUGAAAAAAAAGAUGAUGCUAAAUAA